ACGAAAAUUCGUUGAUAGUUUACAAUUUGUUCUUUUUUUUUUUUCGAUGGCCGAGAUUCUAGAGGAAUUCGAUCAGCCAUCUCCUUUACCAGUAGGAUUUUGCCAACAAAUUCCACUUGAAGAAUAUGAUCAGCACUCAGCAAACACUACGCAGGCUGCUUUGCAUGAAUUGAUGAACCAUCUUGACUCAAACCCGGACGAAUAUUACAAGAUCGUGCGACGAAAGAAAGCAGACAAUCUAAAGUUGCUGCAGUUCAUGAAAGUAAAGAUGAUGAACAAACUACAAGAUGGGUACUUCGAGAAAUACUUUCCCGCUGAACAGUGUCAAGAAGACCUCGAAAAUUUAAAGCGGGAAAUGGCUUCCGCUUAUGACUAUGCACAAGAUGGCAAGAAGACAGGUGUCAGGUUCUCCAGAAGGCUGGCAGAAAAAAGAAAACUUCAAGAUCCUUUGGCCUCAAGCACUCCCAGAAGACCAAUACCAAGUGCCCCCCCACCCCCUCCCCCACCACCACUUCCUGUCAUUAAUAUGUCUGCAACUUCACAGGAGUUGAUUUCUCCAGUCAUCCUAAACACCCCUGGCAGAGUUAAAAAGUCAUAUUUUCCUGGAACACCCUCGGGAACAUUUAGUCAUGAAAGAAGACUCUUGCAGGCAAUAAGGGAUGUCUCACCAAGGAGGAAACUUCAUGACAAAACCUCUGAGCAAACCAAGCCUGCAUCAUCAGAAUACAAAGAGAAUAAUGUCAACAACAAUGCAAGCAUACAGUCAAUGAAAACUUCAGUGAUUGAGCAGAAGGACAUUGCGGCUGCCAGAAAUAGCUUGAAAGCUACUAGAAGUUCUUCGGAUGAUUCUCCCUAUCAACUGUCCAAGGCAAGAAGGAAAGAAAGUGAUGGUGCACAAGAGGAAAACUAUUCUUUGUUCAACAUGGAACUGCUGAAGAAAUUUCAAAAUGCACGCAGUCCAUCAAGCAGUCCAUCUGGCAAUAUAACAGUGGCUGACUCUGGCUUUGAGAGUCCCUAACUCUUCAACUUCCAAAAGUAGUGAACAGUAAUUUCUCCUUAUAAAAUCCACACAUUAUCCAGCAAACAGGUGAUGAAGUACUCAAACUUAUCAGCC
Messenger RNA from Stylophora pistillata, 1114 nucleotides. RefSeq lists its product as uncharacterized. Lineage: Eukaryota; Metazoa; Cnidaria; Anthozoa; Scleractinia; Pocilloporidae. The record is from RefSeq and is a predicted model, not a curated record.